CGGCCGCCGGCCCCGCGGCCGCGCCAAGUCCCGCCCCCCUCGCCCAUUCUCCUUAGCGGCGAUUCCCCUCAGCACUUGCUCUUUGCCUCCCGUCUCCCUCCCGGCAUUGGCGCGGCCGCCUGUCAAUCACCCCGGCACCCGCGCGCGCCGGGCUCCGCCGGGCCACAGCGACAGGCGGCGGCGGCAGACGCAGCCCCGGCGGGAAGGGGGCCGGGGAGCCGCCGGCGCAGCGGCGGGAUGCUGAUGAUGAUGAUGGAGGAGGACAUGCAGGCGGCAGAGGAGGGGCCCAGCCUCCCCAGGCUCUACCGGCAGAGGAGCCCCUACAGCGUCCUCAAGACCUUCCCCAGCAAGAGACCAGCCCUGCCCAAGCGCUACGAGAGACCCACCCUGGUGGAGCUCCCCCACCUCCGGCCGGCGGGGCAGCCCUUCCCGCCCGCCGCCUCCAGCAGCAGCGAGCCGCACCCCCACCCGCCGGCGCCCGGCUCCUACCCCAGCGGGCCCGCCCGAGCCGCCUCGCAGGGCCACCCUAGGACUCCCGCCGCGCCGCUGGGGCCCCAGGCAGCCUCCUCCUCCUCGGCCCGCUACAGCCACGGCCAGCCGGGGGCCGCGGCCAGCGGCGAGGGCGGCAUCAGCAGCAGCCUGGAGCUGAGCGCAGAGAGUCGUAUGAUUCUGGAUGCCUUUGCCCAACAAUGCAGCCGGGUUCUUAAUCUUUUAAAUUGUGGUGGAAAACUACUGGACAACAAUCACUCUCAGUCCAUGAUUUCGUGUGUAAAGCAGGAAAGCACAAGCUAUAGUGAAAGACAAGAGCAGUGUCAGCUGGGGAAAAUGGUCCAUCGUCAGACAUCAGACAAUUUAGACGUAGAGAUGCAGUAUAUUCAAAAGAAACAACAAACCUCAGCCUUUCUGAGGGUUUUUACCGAUUCCCUUCAAAACUAUUUGCUUUCUGGGAGCUUUGCAUCUCAGAACACCUCAUCAGUAAAUGAUUUUGGCCAUUUGGCAGAUGUGGAACCAAUUUCAACCUCUCCAGUACACACUUUAGGUGGAUGGACAUCCCCAGCAACCUCUGAGUCCCAUGGUCACCCAUCAUCAUCUACACUUCCGGAGGAGGAGGAGGAGGAGGAGGAGGGAUACUGUCCCCGAUGUCAAGAGCUAGAGCAGGAGGUAAUUUCACUACAACAAGAAAAUGAGGAACUCCGGAGAAAACUGGAAAGCAUUCCAGUGCCCUGCCAGACUGUUUUAGAUUAUUUGAAGACUGUACUUCAGCAUCACAACCAACUUAUGAUACCACAGCCAACAGACCAUCCAACAGAGGGAAGCAAGCAGUUGCUGAACAACUAUCCUGUCUACAUCACUAGUAAACAGUGGGAUGAGGCUGUAAAUUCUUCAAAGAAAGAUGGAAGGCGGCUACUUCGAUAUCUCAUCAGAUUUGUUUUCACAACUGAUGAGCUUAAGUACUCAUGCGGCCUUGGAAAAAGGAAAAGGUCAGUGCAGUCAGGAGAGACAGGUCCUGAAAGACGUCCUCUGGAUCCAGUAAAAGUAACAUGUCUCAGAGAGUUCAUUAGGAUGCAUUGUACUUCCAACCCUGAUUGGUGGAUGCCAUCUGAAGAACAGAUAAACAAGGUUUUCAGUGAUGCAGUAGGACAUGCUCGUCAAGGACGUGCAGUGGGGACUUUCCUUCAUAAUGGUAACUCAUAUUAUGAGGGGAUAGACCAUCAAGGUUCACAAGAAGAAAUCUUCAAUAGGGGUAUCCAAGAUGGCUCUGGAGAUUGAUGUCAAUGAAGGAAAUCCAUACUACAAUAGCAACCAGUUAAUUAGAAGAUACUUUCUUUGAAGUCAUUUAAGAAUCCAAAGCAUGUUUGAACUCAUACUGCAAACAUUCCAGGUUUUCCAUCCUGUCCUAGUGCUCCACUUAACAGAGAAUGAUUCAUUUCAAGGCCUGCCUAUGGGAUUCCUUGGUGCCUAUAAAUUGCAAGCCUUUCACAGAAUCUUCAAGGAAAACUGCAAUUCUAUUCAUCUAGUUCUAAAGAAAAGUUAAUUUUUAAAAAAAGGUAUCAAAUGACUAAAGAAACAAAAAGUCACUGUGUUGUCUGCUAGCUGAUACUGGAUCCAGUUCUGAAUUCCUGGGCAGAACUGAACUCUGGCAAAAUUCCUGACUGCUAUUAGUUUUGCCUGAGUAAAGGAUUUAGAAUCAAACCAAGAGGCUUGUGACAAAGGAAGUAGUCUUCUAUUUUUUACUAGAAAGUAGUGUAGAAAAAUUAUAAAAAAGUUACCUUAAAAUGUGGAAUAUUCCAUUUCAUGUUAUGUACUCAAGUCCUGAAUAAUACUUCCUUUGUCCAGCAAUACCAGAAAAUUAAACUUCCGUGCUAAAAUGGCAUUGCUCAUUGGCAACAGAAUCCUUAAGUUAGGAGGUAUCAAAACAGUAACAGGUUUUUCUAAACCAUUAAAAAUUUCUGUGUAUAAUUGAUAGAUACUAUGUUUAUCUAAAGUAUUGAGCUAAUCACCACAGUUUUCCUAAAAAUGAGUUUGCUAUACCAUGAAUUUCCAUUUCAGGAGAGUUUAUUUUGCUGCAGUAUUUUAUGGCUUUAAAAGGUUUACAUUUGCAUUUGUUUGUGGUAUUGUUUGUGUUUUAUGCUCAUUGCCUGAUCUGUUUCAAGGAAUGAGCUGGUCCUAAUACUCAGAUACUCAAUGGUGCAUGGAGGGAGGGAUUCUAUAAUAAAAGUCCAAUUUAUCCUUUUGGCUAUUGGGCACUUAAGCAUAGGCUCCAGAACUGAUUGAGAGUUGCAGACAGAUAUUUGUGCUAGAAAUGAAGCUGAUUCACAAUGGAAUACAAUAUUGGAAGCAGAUACCAAGGUAAAAAACUCAAUUUACUGGAGAUUUUCAAUAGCAGGAUUAGGGUACAUUGUCACUGUAGGAAAGUUUUGAAAAAACUGAUGCACUCUAGAAACAUUUAACGCCAAAGAAACAACACAAUCCCCUCUCAUUUUCAGCAUUUUUAAGUCCUCCUACUUCAGGUGAGUCAGGCCUUCCCCGUCACUCCUAGAUUCUUGAAUCAGCUUUUUCCUGAGACAGCACUUCCUGUUUGAUAGACAUAGAUUCAUAGAUACUAAGGUCAGAAGGGACCAUUAUGAUCAUCUAGUCCGACCUCCUGCAUAACGCAGGCCAUAGAAUCUCACCUAUCCACUCCUGCGAAAAACCUCUCACCUAUGUCUGA
Molecule: messenger RNA, 3211 nt
Organism: Dermochelys coriacea (leatherback sea turtle)
Lineage: Eukaryota; Metazoa; Chordata; Testudines; Dermochelyidae
Gene: BEND4
Product: BEN domain containing 4
Exons: 5
Coding region: 238-1770 (510 amino acids)
Molecular function (GO): DNA binding
Source: RefSeq, a predicted model, not a curated record